CACAUACGCCCCCCCCGAGCACACACAGAGGAGCCCCCCUCCCCCACCCAGCCCGGAGCUCAGCGCCGUCACAGACGUCGGCCCCCUUAGCAUCUGGAAGUCGCUCCGAGAGAGACAUGCCGCGACCUGGACGUGCCAGAGUCCGCCCGGCAUAAUCCCGGGAUCCGAUUUCUCCUUAUCCGCUCCUCCACCACCCGCUGAGAGCCCCGAGGCAAAAAAAAAGGAAGAAGAAAGGGGUCUCCGCCUCUGCCGUUUGGCUGAAACAGCCCCCAGAGAAGAACCCGGGCAAGAGCGGAGGCACCGGCAGAGUGAGAGAGGGAGAGAGAGGAAGAGGAGCAGUGCCGGCUGGGCAGACACGGCAGCAGCCAGCGAGAUCCAGUGGAAUGGACCUGACUGAUCGCUGUGCAAACCCAAGGGCGCCUCUAGCAGCGAAGUCCGAGGAGGAGGGCUAAAGGAGCCACCGGUACUGACGGGCACCAGCAAGAGACUCCAGAGAAUGAACGGGGAUGUUCUCUAGCUGAAAUCCACGGCACCUUGUCUCUGUUCUUCUGUCACGCAACGUGGUGGGCACAGCCUGUGCCGAGCGACAGCAAGUCCCGCCGGAGGUGGAGGAGGAGGGGGCGGUAAGGGUGAGACAGCAGGGGCUCCCGGGAGGCGCCCGUGAGAGACGGCGCAUGGCCGUGCAGCGGCUGGUGGCGGCAGCAGUGGCGGUGGCCCUGCUGUCCCUGGUGCUCAACAACCUGGCAGCCUUCACGUCCAGCUGGGUACUCCAGGCGCUGGAGGACGGGCGCAAGCGCAGCGUGGGACUCUGGAAGAUGUGCCCUGUGGGCGAGCGGGGACGUGACACGGCAGGGUUGGGCCGCUCCGGACCGGUUAUGCAUCGCAGCUGUGAGACGCUGGGCUGGGGCUCCGAGUACUCGGGCUACAAGGAGUCACGGGCCACCGUCAAACUGCAGUUCGACAUGAUGCGGGCCUGCAACCUGAUGGCCACAGUGGCGCUCACUGCCGGUCAGCUCAUCUUCCUUCUGGGCCUGGUGGAGCUGCCCUUCAUCACCCAGGACUCCCAGUGGUGGGAGGAGGCCAUCGCCGCGCUAUUCCAGCUGGCCAGUUUCUCUCUGGUCAUUGGGCUAGUGACGUUCUACCGCAUCGGGCCGUACACCCAGCUCUCCUACUCCUGCUACGUGAACAUCGCAGCCUGCUUGCUGGCCACGCUAGCCGCCGCCAUGCUCAUCUGGAACAUCCUCAAUCGGCGUGACGACUGCCUCACGCCGGGCGUCAUCGUCAUCAGCCGCUCGCUGGCGGCACCCUUCCGCCCCCGCCUCGACAACGACUACGUGGAGUCGCCUUGCUGAAGCGGACCUGCGUCCGUCCCUCUCCAGCACCUCAGAGCACACCACGGACUAACUGGGACACUGCCGGCAGUGCGAUUCUCUCUUAUCUAAACAGAUCACAUAUAAACUUGGCUUAUUCUAAGCCGUGAGCGUAAAAGACAUUCGAAAUGCUUUUCGCUGUUGAACCAUAGCGUCUAUUUCAGCUGCAGCGGCAAACCAGCAGCUCAUGGACCGAGCAGGAUGUUCGUGUAACCCACCUGCGCAGUGAGGACAGCGCAUGCGUCUGCUGCACCAGGGAUGCCCGCAGCACACUGUCCCCACGAAGGCAUGCCCAAAUGGAGCUUUAUAUAAACAAAACGUAGUGCUGUAUUCAAGAAAAGGAAGAUUCAUAUUCUAGGAAGAUGACUAAUGAUGCUAGCUAGAUUUCAUUAAAAUAUUAAAUUAAAUGAAAAUACGCAUAGAGAGGUCUGGUACACUGCUGCACAAUGUUUUUAUGGCUACACAAUGAAACUGACAACAAAGCGUGACCUGGAACAUGGUGCUGUGUUUAAAUUAUCUUUGAUCAUCGUUGACCAGACAAACUCUUCCCUCAACCUGUCAUGUCGAGAUAAGAUCAAGCUGGAUCUUGACGCCUUACACGUAUUCUAUGUGCACUUAUUUCAUUAGGAAUAUUAAUAUUAUGUGUAGAAAAAAGUACUGACUUCACAGCUAAAAUUAGCAUACACACAAGAAUGAGCUACUUCCCGGCAGUAGUUAUUUUUGGUACCAGAAUCAGAUCAACGUAAACUCUUCGGAAUAGCCAGCCUCUAUGCGCUGUGGUUAAAAUUUCCCUCAAACUGGCCCAGAAAAUCAGAACGGAGUUAAUCUGGUUGAAGAAAUAUCUACAGCAACAACAAACAGCAGUACUUAGUUAAAAAGGAUAUAUUUCUAUUGAUAAUCUGCUCGCUUGUGGUACAUAUUGGAUAUUAAUUAUAUUGCUAUUAUAUUAUACUGCUUUUUGCUGCUGAAGUUCUGUGUUAUGUGGUGUUCAGUUUAAAGGUGAAAUUAAAUUUUUAAAAGAAAUAAAUAUAAUAAAUAUAUAUUAUAUAUUUGAAAAA
This is a messenger RNA of Paramormyrops kingsleyae, 2428 nucleotides long. RefSeq names its product transmembrane protein 204 (gene tmem204). The record is from RefSeq and is a predicted model, not a curated record. NCBI's taxonomy places the organism in Eukaryota, Metazoa, Chordata, Actinopteri, Osteoglossiformes, Mormyridae.